AUGGUGCCUAGAGAAACAACAACCAAGCCAGGAGAAACAACUGUUGUCACAUCAAAACCCUCUGUGACCACAACCACCACUGCACCAAGAUCUACAACCCUGAGAACAACAAGACCUGGAGAGACAACCACAACAGGAGUCACAACCGCUACCUCGGCUGUUGUUGAGACCACAACCACAGGGCCUGAAGUAACAACAACCAAGCCAGGAGAAACUACUGUUGUCACAUCAAAACCCUCUGUGACCACAACCACCACUGUACCAAGAACUACAACCACAGGAACAACAAGACCUGGAGAGACAACCACAACAGAAGUCACAACCGCUACCACAGCUGUUGUUGAGACCACAACCACAGUGCCUGAAGAAACAACAACAAAGCCAGGGGAAACAACUGUUGUCACAUCAAAACCCUCUGUGACCACAACCACAACUGUACCAGGAACUACAACCGCAGGAACAAAAAAACCUGGAGAGACAACCACAACAGGAAUCACAACCGCUACCACAUCUGUUGUUGAGACCACAACCACAGGGCCUGAAGAAACAACAACCAAGCCAGGAGAAACAACUGUUGUCACAUCAAAACCCUCUGUGACCACAACCACCACUGCACCAAGAUCUACAACCACAGGAACAACAAAACCCGGGGAGACAACCACAACAGGAGUCACAACCGCUACCACAGUUGUUGUUGAGACCACAACCACAGGGCCUGAAAUCUACAACCACAGGAACAACAAAACCGGGGGAGACAACCACAACAGGAGUCACAACCGCUACCACAGCUGUUGUUGA
Messenger RNA from Cheilinus undulatus (humphead wrasse), 798 nucleotides. Its product is annotated as salivary glue protein Sgs-3-like. The transcript has 2 exons. Lineage: Eukaryota; Metazoa; Chordata; Actinopteri; Labriformes; Labridae. The record is from RefSeq and is a predicted model, not a curated record. Bases 1 to 798 code for a protein of 265 amino acids.